Molecule: messenger RNA, 2920 nt
Organism: Protopterus annectens (West African lungfish)
Lineage: Eukaryota; Metazoa; Chordata; Ceratodontiformes; Protopteridae
Gene: FNDC7
Product: fibronectin type III domain containing 7
Exons: 14
Coding region: 76-2538 (820 amino acids)
Molecular function (GO): protein binding
Source: RefSeq, a predicted model, not a curated record
AGAAGAAAAUAUUUACGGAUGUGUAGCAGGCAAACAGCGUCUUUCAUUACUUUUUUCUUGAAAGUGGCUUAGACAAUGGAAGCUAAUGGUGUGGGAAGCUUGCUGCUAGCUUCAUUUAGCGUUAUGUGGCUUGUACAGAGUUCAGCAGCAAGCUCAGUUUUACCAGUGUCUAUAUACACAGUGACCUCCAGAAGUAUCACAGCUCAAUGGUCAAAGUAUCCUGGAGCCCACUCCUUCAGGGUCACAGCCACCCCUGUCAGUGGAAUAGGAGAGUUGGGCUUUGUGCUGUUCAGUGGAUCCACAGUUAUUGGGACGGUUAUCUCUCUCACCGCUAACACUUACUACGAUGUGAAGGUAGAGUGCCUGGACAAUGCAGGCACUGUACUCUCAGAGGGAAAUGUGAAGCAUCUUUCAGCUCCUGAAGUACCUGUGGCCGAUAAAGUUUAUUCCAAGAUUAGCAAUGGCAUCACAGCAGAAUGGGCAGCUGUUCCUGGAGCCCUUCAAUAUGAGCUACGAGCAGAAGCUAACCAUACAUUAUAUACUGAAACAAAUGUUACCGAAUCACCAGGAACAGUGAUGGGGCUGUACCCUGCAACACCAUAUGCUGUUACAAUUAGAUCGAUUAACGUGGGAGGAAAGAGCCAGCCAUCACGGCCCAUGAAAGCAACAACAGUUCCAGCAGCUUCUGUGAUCUCUUCUUAUUCUCCCAGUUCUGACACAAUUGUCGCUAACUGGGACAUCAUUCCAGCUGCUGUUGGAUACUCUGUAACUAUCAUGAGGGCCGAUGGUGAGGGUGUGAAAAUGAAGUACAACACCACAGGAACAAAUUUUACGUUUACAGGAUUGGAACCGGAUGUGCUGUAUACCAUAGUGAUUCAUGCAGUCGAUGCCACCGGGAUACCUGGAGAUGACUUUACAUCCAAUCAAGAAACACUUGCACUUCCUCCAAGUGGUAUUCAGAUAACACCAACAACUGGUGAACCACAAGUUACUGUUUCUUGGAAUCAGACAGACGAUUCUUUAAAUUACACUGUUGUGGCUUCGUCACCCAACUCUGUACUGGCAUGUACUUCAUCUGGAAUCUCGUGCACCCUGUCACCUCUGCUGUGUGGAACUGAAUAUACAAUCUCUGUCUCUGCAAGCAAUACUGCUGGACCCAGCCUGGCAUCAAAUUCAGUGCAACUGCUGACUGUUCCAUGUGCACCAGGGGGCAUUAACAUUGUAGAAAUCCAGCCAGGUAACCUGUCCAUCACAUGGUCUCCAACAGUACUUACCGAUUACUAUAUAGUGUUUGUCAAAACUGAUGAUGGGCUGGAACUACAGUGUAAUUCGUCACUGACUGAAUGCUAUUUUCCAUCUGACUGUGGAUUUACUUAUUUCAUCAAUGUUUUUGCAUACAACAAGGCAGGCCAGAGCCCUGCCGGUGAUGUGCUAAACUACACUACGGCACCUUGUUGUCCAAAUGAUAUUACUCCAAUCUAUGUGUCUGGUGACACAAUAGAAAUUAUAUGGUCUCCAGUUCGCGGUGCUGAACUGUACGAAACAAAUGCUGACGAUGGGAUAAAUGUGGUUCACUGCAAUGACACCUCCACAGUCUGCACGCUUUCUGCUCUUAAUUGUGAUAGCAGAUACAGCAUUUCUGUUUAUUCCUACAGUGAAAUCAGGGGUGUGAACAAUUCAUGCAAUCCACAGUAUGUAUUAACUGCUCCCUGCAGUCCGGAGAUAGUGAACAUCACGAAGAUAACAUCAUCAAUGUUUACCGUAUACUGGGAAAACAACAAUGCAGAUGCCAAUUACACAGUAUAUGCCAGGGCAGAGGGUGAAGUCUGGUCCUGUGACAGCAGUGGAACAUCAUGCGACCUCAGCAGUCUUCCCUGUGGCUCUAUGUUCUCCGUUAGUGUGGUGGCCAAAUCAACUGCAGGAGACAGCUUGCCGAGUUACAGUGAGCCACUUGAGACAGCUCCCUGUUGUCCAAGUGAUCUUACUGUGACUCAAAUUACACCAUCUGUGACGAAUGUGAGUUGGUCCCCUAGCCAUGGAGCACAGACCUAUGUAACAAUGUUGGAGUCCUCAAAAGGACAGGCAAAGUGCCACACUCUGCAGACACACUGCCCUCUAGGUUGUAUCACCUGUGGUACCAACUACACAGUAUCGGUGGAAGCCAUCAGCGAAAGCGGCUUGAGCACAGAGUGCUUAUACCAGGGAUACUCUUCUAGUGCCUGCUGCCCAUCUGGAGUGAAACUUUACAGACUAUCUAAUAAUGAUAUCAUGGUCUACUGGCGUGCUUCAGGGGGAUCAAGCAACUAUAUUGCAGACUUAUAUGGUUCAAAAGGAAAUUUUACCUGCAGCCCGACUUUAGGAGUUGGCUACUGUGACAUUGCAGGGAUCAGUUGUGGGGAUGUCUACACAGUUGUGGUUUCUCCACUUGAUACAGAUGGGUCUAAGGUCACGUUUUGCCCUAGAAAAAUGUAUUCAGUUACCUGUUCUGGAAGUUCAGUAGGCAUGGUGAUUUAUCGAGGCAAGAGGAGUGUGCAAUGAAGCCUAAGAAAAAGAGACGAUUUUGUACAUCGACAGCAGGAAUCCUGACCUAAGUGUUGCUGGUGUAUGGAACAUGUCGACAUUUUGAUCUUGCAAAUGGCUUUAGAAAAAUAAUCUCUUGAUUCCUACUCAGAAAAAGUCUAGAAAGUGAUGACAAAUGUGUAUCAUACAAUUUUUUGCAGUCUUUUACAAGCAAUUAUAUCAAGUGAUUGUCUUCAAUAAAUUAUAAUGUUCCUUGAGGUUUUGUGCUGCAUCACACGAUUUUGCCAUUUCCAAGUGCUUUCAAACAUUCGAACAUCAGAUAUUCAGGCAGGAUUUCUUUUGCUGAAUGAAGUAUACAUGUACAAUAUUAAUGACAAUAAAUGGUACUAUUUGCAAUUAU